AUGUCUUCAACGACUUCGUUGGAGAGUUUCUGCUCUCUUCCGGAGGAUAUCUUGGUCCGUAUCUUCCUUUCCAGUGAAUUAGAUGCGGUCAUCGCAUGCAAGCGGGUUUGCCGCCGUUUCCAACGUCUGAUGGACGGCGACAUCUAUCUCCAAUACAAGAUAGAACUCGCACUCAGUGGCAUGAUCGAUGGCCCGCAGAGCUACCCCAUGAGCGUGGUCGAGCGACUGCAACUCCUACGAGAGUACAGCAAGAAGUACCACGCCCUGUACUUCACCUCCUCCGAAUUCAAGUACUCCUGGCAGCUAUGGCCGAGAACCGGAACGCGGUGGAAGUUCUUUCUGGGCUUUGGAGGGACCAUCUCGUACAUCGUCGUCAAGCCCGCGCAAAGAGAGAUCAGCAUCUCUGCGCCGCCAUUGUUCACGGGACUGCGCGAGAUGCGAGACUGGGUCGUGCCGUACGAUGCGUUUAUGGAAGAUGUGGAUCGGGAGAUACUGUGCGCCUCGGCCGACGUAUCGCAGGACCUCCUCCUCGUUGCUGUUCAUGGUGAAGAUACCCGGCACAUCACUGUAUAUCUGCGCUCUUUGGACGAUGCGGAACGACCGCAUCCCUGCGCACUACAGCCGACGCUGCCAAUCACGACGACGGAGGACUUGUACCCUUUCACCUGGGACCACGAGCGGCCGACACCACUCUCUAUGAAAUCGUGCGAUGUUCAAAUCCACAACAAUAUUAUUGCUUGGAAGGUGGUCGUCGGUGUCGAUGUCGCAGACCCCAGCGAUGUCGAAAUAUGGGACUGGACAGAAGGACGGCGAAUAUAUCAUUCUCCGCAAAACCCCGAGGACUCCUUCACCCUGAGUGACGAUGCACAUAUAGUCCACGAAGAGUGGCCGCUCGGCCUAUUGCUCAAGGUCCCUCCUGCCCACACGCUCGUCUCGAUCCAGGCAUGGAGCAUCCCUUCGCCUCCUUCAUCAGACCCUCAGCCGUUCUGGACGAACCCUGAUCUCCGAGUUGUGGUGGUCAGGUUCGUGAAAGAGGUUGCGCUGCUGAUCCCGUACCAGACGUUCCGCGACGCGUUGUCGGUCGCUGUGUCCCCCAAGCAGAACCCUCCGCACCGUGCGCCCUACGAGUAUUCAAUCGCAUGGAAGGACUGGAUCCCUCGCGGGGCCCUGCUCGUCCACAUCCCACGGGCAGAGUCGAUCUUGCAUAGAUGGAGCGUCCACCACUGCUAUGCAUACGGCUCCUAG
Dichomitus squalens LYAD-421 SS1 is the source of this 1245-nucleotide messenger RNA. RefSeq lists its product as uncharacterized. The coding region runs from base 1 to 1245 and encodes 414 amino acids. Gene Ontology annotation, molecular function: protein binding. The transcript is spliced from 5 exons. Lineage: Eukaryota; Fungi; Basidiomycota; Agaricomycetes; Polyporales; Polyporaceae. The record is from RefSeq and is a predicted model, not a curated record.